Eucalyptus grandis is the source of this 1342-nucleotide messenger RNA. RefSeq names its product cytochrome P450 71AP13-like. Lineage: Eukaryota; Viridiplantae; Streptophyta; Magnoliopsida; Myrtales; Myrtaceae. The transcript is spliced from 2 exons. Gene Ontology annotation, molecular function: monooxygenase activity; iron ion binding; oxidoreductase activity, acting on paired donors, with incorporation or reduction of molecular oxygen. The record is from RefSeq and is a predicted model, not a curated record. The coding region runs from base 295 to 1140 and encodes 281 amino acids.
CCAAGCACUUGUUUAUGACUGCACAGACAUGGCCUUCUCUCCCUAUGGCGCUUAUUGGAGGCACAUAAGGAAAAUCUGCAUACUGAAGUGCUUAGCGCAAAACGGGUUCAGUCAUUUAGUCAUGUCAGGGAGGAAGAAGUUGCUCGUUUAGUUCAUCGGAUUGCAGAGUCUUUUCCAGGCACCACAAAUCUUUCCAAACUGCUCGGUUUAUAUGCAAAUGACGUUCUAUGCCGGAGUGCUUUUGGGAGGGACUUUUCAGCAGGAGGGGAUUAUGAUAAGCAUGGAUUUCAAAAGAUGCUGGAGGAGUAUCAGGAGCUGCUUGGGGGAUUCAGCAUAGGAGAUUUCUUUCCUUCCAUGGAAUUCAUUCAUAGCCUGACCGGGAUGAAAUCUAGACUUCAACACACUUUCAAGCGCUUCGAUAAUCUUUUUGACCAGAUACUGAGAGAACAUUCAAAUGAAAGCAGAGCUACGGAGGCGCAGAAGGAUAUAGUGGAUGUUUUGAUCGAUAUCGAGAAGAAUGGUUACGGUGACAUGCCCCUUACAAGAGCCAAUGUUAAAGCCCUCAUCCUGGAUUUUUUUGCAGGAGGAACAGAUACAACAUUCAUCACUCUUGACUGGGCAAUGACAGAGCUUGUCAUGAACCCAAAAGCCAUCGAAAGAGCACAAGCCGAACUACGAAGCGUCGUGGGAGAGAGACAAUACGUGCAAGAGACUGACCUACCUCAAUUACCAUACUUGAAGGCUAUCAUCAAGGAGGUAUUCCGACUGCAUCCUCCUGCUCCCGUGUUAAUCCCAAGAGAAUCCAUGGAGGAAGUAAUAAUUGAUGGAUACUGCAUUCCGGCAAAAACGCGGUUUUUUGUUAAUGCUUGGUCAAUAGGGCGUGAUCCGCAAUCCUGGGUUGAUCCUGCAGUAUUUCUACCAGAAAGGUUUUUGGAUAGCACCAUCGACUUCAAGGGACAGGACUUUGAGCUGAUACCAUUUGGCGCAGGCCGAAGAAGUUGCCCAGCUAUUACAUUUGGAAAUGCCAGUGUAGAGAUUGCUUUAGCUCAACUUCUUCACAGUUUCGAUUGGCAACUUCCUCCUGGUGUCCAACCAAAAGAUUUGGAUAUGGAAGAAGCUUUUUGGCAUCACAAUGCAUAGGAUCGAAAACCUUGUUGUCGUCGCCAAACCCUGCUUCUCCUAGACAAAGAUGAACAACAAACAAGCUCGCUGAAAAUCUCCUCUUCGUCUUGGUUUAAUAAUAUCUAAGCUUUUGCUUGUUAUGGAAGCUCCGAAAGGAAAUGAAGCUAGAUGCUAUCUAUCGUUAAAGAAUUAAGCAUAUGCUAUAUGUGCUUGGUCUGCA